AUGACUGCUUACAAUAAAACAGCUAUCCUUUCGGUUUACGACAAGACCGGCCUUCUGGAUCUAGCCAAAGGGUUAUCCGAAAACAAUGUGCAUAUUCUAGCGUCCGGCGGUACGGCACGUAUGGUCCGUGAGGCCGGCUUCAACGUUGAGGAUGUGUCCUCGAUUACACACGCCCCAGAAAUGCUCGGUGGCAGGGUCAAGACCCUGCAUCCAGCUGUGCACGGUGGUAUUCUAGCUAGAAACCUCGACUCCGAUGAAAAGGACUUGAAGGAGCAGAACAUCGAGAAGGUGGACUUUGUGGUGUGUAACCUGUACCCAUUCAAGGAGACUGUGGCUAAAGUCGGCGUCUCCAUUCCCGAAGCCGUGGAAGAAAUCGACAUUGGUGGUGUCACUUUGUUGAGAGCGGCUGCCAAGAACCAUUCCAGAGUGGCCAUCCUGUCAGACCCCAAGGACUACCCUCAGUUCUUGCAGGAGCUGAGCAAGGGUGAGGUUUCCCAGGACCUUAAGAACAGAUUGGCAUUGAAAGCGUUCGAGCACACUGCAGACUACGAUGCUGCGAUUUCUGACUUCUUCAGAAAACAGUACUCUGAGAACAAGGCCCAGCUACCCCUGCGUUACGGUGCCAACCCUCAUCAGAAACCUGCUCAGGCUUUCGUCUCCCAACAGGAGGAGCUUCCUUUCAGGGUUCUGUGUGGCUCUCCAGGCUACAUCAACUUGCUGGAUGCCUUGAACUCGUGGCCAUUGGUUAAGGAGCUAUCGGCUUCUUUGAACCUGCCAGCCGCUGCUUCUUUCAAGCACGUUUCCCCAGCCGGUGCAGCUGUCGGUAUUCCCCUCAGUGAUGUCGAAAAGCAGAUCUACUUUGUUGCAGACAUCGAGAACCUCUCUCCAUUGGCCUGUGCCUACGCUAGAGCCCGUGGUGCCGACAGAAUGUCCUCUUUCGGCGACUUCAUCGCCUUGUCUAACAUUGUCGAUGUUCCAACUGCCAAAAUAAUCUCCAGAGAAGUGUCUGAUGGUGUUAUCGCGCCAGGCUUCGAGCCAGAAGCUUUGGAACUUCUCUCAAAGAAGAAGGGCGGUAAGUACUGUAUUCUUCAAAUCGACCCCAACUUCGCCCCUGAAGCUUUGGAGUCCAGACAAGUUUACGGUGUCACCCUCCAACAAAAGAGAAACGAUGCCAUCAUCAACAAAUCUUCAUUCAAGGAAAUUGUUUCUGCCAACAAGAAGAUCACUGAACAGGCCGUCAUUGAUUUGACUGUUGCUACCAUUGCCCUGAAAUACACCCAAUCGAACUCGGUGUGUUACGCCAAGAACGGUAUGGUUGUUGGCUUGGGUGCAGGCCAGCAGUCUAGAAUUCACUGUACAAGAUUGGCCGGCGACAAGGCUGAUAACUGGUGGUUGAGACAGCAUCCUCGUGUCUUGGCUUUCAAGUGGGCCAAGGGCGUGAAGAGACCAGAAAAAUCGAACGCUAUCGAUUUGUUCGUCACUGGUCAAAUUCCUACCGAAGAGCCAGAAAAAUCUGAGUACGAGUCCAAGUUCGCAGAAAUUCCUACCCCACUGACUGCUGAGGAGAGAAAAGAGUGGAUGGGCAAGUUGAGCAACGUUGCCCUGUCUUCUGACGCUUUCUUCCCAUUCCCAGACAACGUUUACAGAGCUGUCAGAUCGGGCGUUAAGUACAUCGCUGCCCCAUCAGGCUCCGUUAUGGACAAGGCGGUUUUCGGUGCCGCCGACUCUUUCGACUUAGUUUACGUCGAAAACCCAAUCCGUUUGUUCCACCAUUGA
This is a messenger RNA of Lachancea thermotolerans CBS 6340, 1776 nucleotides long. RefSeq names its product KLTH0E08998p. The record is from RefSeq and is a predicted model, not a curated record. Gene Ontology annotation, cellular component: cytosol. Gene Ontology annotation, molecular function: IMP cyclohydrolase activity; phosphoribosylaminoimidazolecarboxamide formyltransferase activity. Gene Ontology annotation, biological process: 'de novo' IMP biosynthetic process. The coding region runs from base 1 to 1776 and encodes 591 amino acids. The transcript has a single exon. NCBI's taxonomy places the organism in Eukaryota, Fungi, Ascomycota, Saccharomycetes, Saccharomycetales, Saccharomycetaceae.